Solanum dulcamara is the source of this 1132-nucleotide messenger RNA. Its product is annotated as leucine-rich repeat protein 1-like. Gene Ontology annotation, molecular function: protein binding. NCBI's taxonomy places the organism in Eukaryota, Viridiplantae, Streptophyta, Magnoliopsida, Solanales, Solanaceae. Bases 222 to 887 code for a protein of 221 amino acids. The transcript has 6 exons. The record is from RefSeq and is a predicted model, not a curated record.
UAGUGUAGUUAAUAAAUACACAAAGGUAAGUGGAGAGUCGAAAAGAUUCCCUAAGCACUCACUAUAACCUCCUGUCAUUCCCAAAACCCAACCUUUUUACUCCUACUUUCCUCUUCAUUUCUUCCUUCUUCUUCUCCAAAAAAAAAAAUCCCUAGAAAAUUCUACAUCAAAUUCCAAGCAAAACCCAACAAUUUUCUUUGCUUCUAGGUAUAGUAAUAAUCAUGGCAGCUGUGUCCGAAACCCAGAGUUCGUUCUUGAAAUUGUGGGGUUUUUUGGCAGUUGUACUUGCUAUAGCUGUGGCUGUGAAGGGGAAUUCAGAAGGGGAUGCUUUGUACGCUCUCCGCCGGAGCUUAUCCGAUCCGAGUAACGUGCUCCAGAGCUGGGAUCCGAAUCUUGUUAACCCUUGUACCUGGUUUCAUGUCACUUGCAACGGAGAUAAUCAAGUCACUCGUGUGGACCUUGGCAACUCAAAGUUAUCUGGUCAUUUGGUACCUGAGCUUGGAAAGCUUGAACAUCUACAGUAUUUGGAGCUUUACAAAAAUAAUAUUCAGGGAACCAUCCCUAAAGAACUCGGUAACUUGAAGAGCCUUAUUAGUCUGGAUCUGUACAACAACAAUAUUUCGGGGACAAUUCCUACUUCACUGGGAAAGCUGAAAAACCUUGUUUUCUUGCGUCUGAAUGAUAACAAGCUAACAGGACCAAUCCCAAGAGAACUUACUAGCGUUUCUAGCCUGAAAGUUGUGGAUGUCUCGAAUAACAAUUUGUGUGGAACAAUUCCCACUUCUGGUCCAUUUGAGCAUAUUCCUCUGAACAACUUUGAGCACAAUCCUCGACUUGAAGGUCCGGAGUUGUUGGGACUCGCUACCUACGACACCAACUGCUCUUAGAAACUUGAUGAAUAGCUUCAGAAGAAGCGCUUCUUUUGUGGAAGUUUUAACAUAUUCCCCUCCCCUGAACGUUGUUUAUUGUUGUACUUACAGUGUGUCCAAAGUAGUAACUCUAAGCAAAAAUAUGGUGUAUGUAGGUUAUUACUAAGUCAAUGAAGGUGUGUAAAACAAUCUCUAUACUGCUACCAACUGUUGAUGUAUUUCAUAUUUCAAUGUCUAGUGAAAUGGUUCAGUGGGAUUAGAAA